UUACAGAAAACUUUCCGAGGAACCUCCGUCUCUUAUUACCGAGACACCCAGGAAAUGGAUAUUUAAGAAAGAAAAUUUCCUUUCCAAGGGAAUUGCUCCUAAAAAUAGAAGAUGGGGCGGAGCUUCACUCUCAGAUUUUGUAUAUAAGUCAUCACUCAACCCAGACAGUUAUAUUCCUCCAUUCAUCUCCAUCAAACUCAACAAUGAAGACCAACCAAAUGAAGACUGACUCCACCCAGAUGAAGGCUGACUCCACCCAGAUGAAGGCUGACUCCACCCAGAUGAAGGCUGACUCCACCCAGAUGAAGACCCUCUAUGAUGACAAUGGGUACCUGACCUCCGUAGACGUCCUCCUGGAGGAACAGCUUCUCCAUGCCCUCCAAGAGUAUGCAAAGCUGGAGGAGAAGUUUGGGAAGGAGUACACUCAGUACAGUCUACACAACGUCCACUUGGAGUAUGAAUGGGUGAUGAACCUAACCACCCACCCCAAUCUGCUGGAAGCCAUCACCGCUGUGCUGGGCCCCAACGUCAUCCUCCUGGACUCCAGGUUUAUCUGCAAGUAUCCCGCCAGGGAUGUCCCUCACAAAGAGGAUACGGCACCAUAUGUGGCCUGGCAUCAAGACAUAAAAUAUUGGGGAUUCGAGGGCGGUCCCGUGGCCUCAGUGUGGUUGGCAUUCGAUGACGUGGACGCCGAAAAUGGAGUUCUGCAAAUUAUUCCAGGGAGCCACAAGCAGGGGAUCCUGGAGCACAGAGUGGCGGAAGUUCCCGGGAAUAUGCUGACAGCCAAUCAGGAGAUUCCGAAGCACCUGGUGAACGCGGAGGAUCUGGUGGAGUGUCCGCUGAAAGCCGGACAAAUGUCGGUUCAUGACGGACUGACAGUUCACGCCAGCGAGCCAAACAUGUCCGACAGAAGGCGCUGCGGAUUCGUCAUCCGCUAUGUUCCCACUACGGCUUACCCAGUACAGGAUCCCGAGCGACCCCGGACUUUCCCCGCGACCGUCCUGGUGGCCGGAACCAAUGAAUACAAUCAUUUCCAGGACCACGCCCCCAACUUCUUCACCAAGACGCUGUAAUGCGUCUCUCUUUAGGACCCGAUGGGCCCCCCAGUGCUGAUCGUUUCUUCUUCAUGGAAAAUCCCGAUUCUGUCUUCUGUGUUAUUUAUUAUUUAUUGAUCAAGUUGUAUUUAUUUGUAUCUCGUAAGUAUAGUGAGGCUGCGUUCACUUCAACCGGCCAAUCAAAUGCUGGCAAAUGCUGUAUUGUCCAUUCCCUGGCACAUGAUUGGCUUCCAUCCAUUCCCGGAGCUGAGCGAACUCUUCUCCUUCAUAAUGAUUAUAGAACGGCAUUUUCUCUCUGACCAAUCGAUUGUCUGUGAAAUAAAGUUUUUUCUAUAAACA
Rana temporaria (common frog) is the source of this 1394-nucleotide messenger RNA. Its product is annotated as probable alpha-ketoglutarate-dependent hypophosphite dioxygenase. The coding region runs from base 204 to 1073 and encodes 289 amino acids. The record is from RefSeq and is a predicted model, not a curated record. Lineage: Eukaryota; Metazoa; Chordata; Amphibia; Anura; Ranidae. The transcript has 6 exons.